Messenger RNA from Syngnathus typhle (broad-nosed pipefish), 6984 nucleotides. It is a transcript of the gene phlpp1, whose product is annotated as PH domain and leucine rich repeat protein phosphatase 1. The transcript is spliced from 17 exons. NCBI's taxonomy places the organism in Eukaryota, Metazoa, Chordata, Actinopteri, Syngnathiformes, Syngnathidae. Gene Ontology annotation, molecular function: protein binding. The record is from RefSeq and is a predicted model, not a curated record. The coding region runs from base 784 to 6021 and encodes 1745 amino acids.
GAGGGCGGGAAACGCCUUCAUAUCGACAGAUGCCGCUCACGUGAAAUGGCGUCCCGGUUGCAACUUUAUCAGCUUGGACACUUGACAGAAACGCCACCAAGCUUUCUUUCGCUGCGGAUUUGACAACUUUAUCAGCGGGUACCACAGUACGACCGUCGUCUCUUCAACGUCACUAAAGUAGGUGAGAAAAUACGUCGCUCCACGGAACUAAGCUAAACCAACGGUUAACAUCCAGUGAAGCUUUCCCUUCCUUAGCCGCCUCACAUGGCCCAGAGCUGAGAAAAUGGGAGAUGUAGUUCUCAAGCCUUUCCUCCCAGCUCUGUUCCAAGAGGGACGCGAGCCGGUACAACACACAUCCCAGGAUGCACCGCCUUGUUGUUGUGUGGCAACGCCAUCUUGACUCCUCCUCAUGAAUAUCCAUCAGGCGGUAUUUGCGUAGGAGGGUCGCCCGACGUUCAUUGCAUAUUCGAGCAGAGUAUUUUGGUCCAAGCGGGACGCGCAGUCACGUCUCCGCCCUGAAAUGUCCCUACGCGCCCUGCCUCCUCUUUUCCAUCGACUUGAAUCGGUAAAAUGUUCCCUCGGAGCGACGGAGGAGACGGCGACAGGGGAAAGAAAAGGCGAGGAGUGAAUGACUACUAGUGGAACAAGUGAGCGACGCCGCCGCCCGUUUGGCGGGUAUUCACCACGGUGGGAACGUAGUCGGGCUUUCAAAUGUAGACGCGCUCGGCCGAACCAAGUGCGCACCUUUAUUUAUUCCGAGCGGGGGACUUCUCACUGGCAACGAUGGAGAGUGAGCAGGCUGCAGCUGACGAUGGAUGCAAGUUGGCGAAGAAGCCCAGCGGAGUGUCCAGCAGCCGGCGGACUCCAGCGGACGGCGGCGGACAUCUAGCUCCCUCCCCCAUAGACGCAAAGAACGGCAACGGUGUUCCCCAUGCGAGCCGAAUUGCGGCGUUGAACGGUCGAGGCUUAUCCAGUAACACCGGCUCCCUGCUGCUAAAACGCAGGCGCUUAAAGCGGAACCUCAGCGCCGCCACAGCCGCCUCCUGCAACGCCGCCGCCGCCGCCUCCACCUCGGCUGUCACGGCCGGCUGCGGUGGUUCCAAAAUGAGCUCGGCCCUGUCGUCUGCUUCUCUGCACACCCGGAGUCUGGACCGCAAGACGCUGCUCAAGCACCGGCAAAACAUGCAGCUGCAGCCCGCCGACCGCGAGUGGGUGAGAGCCGACCUCCACCGAGGCGCCAUCCACGUCUACGACAGAUUGACGUCCGCGUCUCCCAGGCCGGUCCUCUGCACCGCGGACACCACCGCCGGCGAGGUUGCGAGCCGCCUCAGCAAACUCUGCGGCAAGUCCACCUCUGUCAUGCGCAUUUUAAGCAAAGACAACCCCAAGAUGGACCAAAACGGCAAUUGCAGCGUCGAGUACGAGUAUAACUACAAUCUGUGCAAGGUCAACGAAGACCCCGGUAUCGAAUAUGACCACCUGCCUGGCCUGCAAGCGUCCGAUUUAGGGGGGCGCCCUGGUGACAAGAUGAGACUGCUGCUUAUGACCAAUGCAGAUGAGAGGCAACAGGAUGGAAAACUUUUCAGCCCUGAGUCAGAGUCCCAAGACAACAUAACAGGGUCCCUGUCAGACUUGAACUUGAACUCCAAUAUGGAUACCCCUAACGACGAUGACUCAGAGCACAGGAAUGGGAUCGACAGCUACGGCCUCAAUUCUGGCUCCGAUGUGGAAAGCAGCGCUUUCGACGACCUGAGCUCCGGGGCCCGGCUCAGCGAGCACAGGGACUCCCUGAGCGACGACAUGAUCCUCGGCACGGACGCGUCCGUCCUCAGCCCGUCGUUCGACAGCGCCACGGAGGGCCUUGACAUGUACGGCAGCUCUUCGGAUGAGUUGGAGCUGGACUGCCCCACAUCCGGCGCCGGCCUGGAUCCCAUCUGCAACGGUGUCGGCUACAAGCAGCGCAGCAACGUCUGCCUUAGCGACAUGGCCGACGGCCUGCCCGCGAGCAGCAGUGCCGGCUCCUUUUCCAGAGACAGCUCAGCAGGUAACACGCCUGACAUCCAGGACCCGGGCCGCGACGCCGGCAAAUCGGCCCUGACCCCUGGCCACGGAGGAGGCUCCUCAGUGGAGUCCAGCCCCACGCUGUAUGUUCAGCUGCACGGCGAAGCAGUCAGGAGGCUUAGCCCAGAUGAGAGGCCCCUGCAGAUCCAGACUGACUUUCUCUUUAAGCUUGGAUUUAAGGACCCUUGGAGAGUUCAAGAGGAAGGCCUUAAUACAGAAAUGGGCUCCCUGCUGCGCUUCUACGCAGGGAAGCCCCAAAACAUCGAGAGCUCCGAGCGGGUGCAGCUGUCGGGGAUGUACAACGUGCGCAAGGGGAAACUGCAGCUGCCCGUCAACCGCUGGACCAGGCGGCAGGUCAUCCUCUGCGGCACUUGCCUCAUCGUCUCCUCCGUCAAGGAGAGCCAGACGGGGAAGAUGCACAUCCUGCCGCUCAUCGGAGGGAAAGUAGAGGAAGUAAAGAAGCACAAUCACUGUUUGGCCUUUAGCUCGGCCGGGCCUCAGAGUCAGACGUACUAUGUCAGCUUCGACAGCUUCACGGAACACCUCCGCUGGCACAGACACGCCGCCAAGAUGGUGUCGCAGAGGAUCAACUCUGUGGAUCUGUCCUGCUGCAGCUUGGAACAGCUUCCCCCCAACCUCUUCUUCAGUCACGACCUCACCCAUCUCAACCUGAAACACAACUUCCUGCCCGCCGACCAAUGGCUGCAGCAGCUGCAGAGGUUCUCUCGUCUGCGGAGCCUCAACCUGUCCAACAACCACCUCGCCCAGUUCCCGCUGGCCAUCUGUGACAUCCCCACGCUGACCGAGGUCAACCUCAGCUGCAAUUACCUGCCCUCUGUGCCAGGCUCCGUGGGGGCCAUGACCAAUUUGCAAACGUUUCUGCUCGACGGCAACAGCCUGACGGAACUCCCCGAAGAGCUGGGCACCCUCCAGAGGCUUUCGUACUUGGGCCUCUCCUUCAACCAGUUUGGCCACGUGCCGCAGGUGCUGGAGCGGCUGGCCUGCAUGGAGAAGCUGUGCAUGGCCGGCAACAACCUGGAGACGCUCACCCUGCAGAACUUCCGGCUGCUCCGCGUCAAACACGUCGAUCUCAGGCUGAAUAAGAUCUCCAACCUGGUGCCGGAUGAGCCUGACCUGCUACGGCACGUCACCCAGCUGGACGUGAGGGACAACCGGCUGACGCAGCUGGAUGCCUCGGUGUUUCCCCGCCUGGAGGUGCUUCACUGCGAGAGAAACCGAAUCGCCGUCCUGAAGGUGAAGGGCUGCCUGCUCAAGGGCAUCUACGCCUCCAACAACGAGCUGCAGAGCCUGGAUGUCAGUCCCGUGCCCUCCAAUCUCAGUUACAUGGACAUCUCACGGAACCUUAUGGAGUCUUUGCCAGACUGGCUGUGCGAAGCGAAGAAAUUGGAAGUGCUGGACGCCAGCCACAACCUGGUCGGCGAGCUCCCAGCGCGGUUGUUAUGCAGCUGCAGCCUGAGGAAGCUGAGCGUUGGACACAACCAGUUGCAGAAGCUGCCUGAAAGGGUGGAGCGCCCCCUGCUGGAGGUUUUGGAUGUGCACCACAAUCAACUGGUGGAGCUGCCUUGCAACCUGUUCCUCAAAUGUGUCAGUUUACGAUGCGUGAACGCUUCAGCCAACAAACUGGAGCACCUGCCUCCCUCCACGCUGUCCGAAGAGAGCCACAGCAUCCUGCAAGAGCUCUAUCUGACAAACAACCGCCUGACGGACAAGUGCGUUCCCAUGCUAACGGGCCACUCGCACCUUCGGGUCCUUCACAUGGCCUACAACCACCUCCAGACCUUCCCGGCAAGCAAAAUGGCCAAGCUGGAAGAGCUGGAGGAGGUGGACCUAAGCGGCAACAUGCUGAAAACUGUGCCCACCACCAUCAUGAACUGCCGGCGUAUGCACACGCUCAUCGCCCACUCCAACUCCAUCGAGGUCUUCCCUGAGGUCAUGCAGCUGAUGGAAAUGAAAUGCGUGGAUCUGAGCUGCAACGAGCUGAAUGAGAUCACGCUGCCGGAGAAUUUGCCUCCAAAGCUUCAGGAACUGGACCUGACUGGAAAUCCUCGUCUCAACCUGGACCACAAAACCCUUGAGCAGCUCAAUAAUAUUCGCUGCUUUCGUAUUGAUCCGCCGCCGACCUUCUCAUCGAACGAGGCACCUGGCGGGCCCGCUGUGUGGAGUCACGGUUACACGGAGGCCUCGGGUGUCAAAAACAAAUUGUGUGUGGCAGCGCUGUCGGUAAACAGGUUCUGCGGGAGUCGCGAGGCUCUCUACGGCGUGUUUGACGGCGACAGGAACGUGGAGGUGCCUUACCUGUUGCAGUGCACCAUGAACGAUGUGCUGGCGGAGGAGCUGCACAAGACCAAGAGCGAAGAGGACUACAUGACCAACACGUUCCUUGUUAUGCAAAGGAAGCUGGGAACGGCCGGGCAGAAGCUGGGCGGCUCGGCAGCUCUGUGUCACAUCCGCCACGAUCCCACCGACCCCAGCGGCUGCUUCGUUCUUACGGCCGCCAAUGUGGGCAAGUGUCAGGCCAUCCUGUGCCGCAACGGAAAGCCCCUGUCCCUGUCCCUUCUCCACAAUGUCGGCCUGGAGGAGGAAUAUCGCCGGAUCAGGCAGCACCGUGCCAUUGUCACAGAGGACAACAAGGUCAACGGCGUGACAGACUCCACGCGCAUCAUGGGCUACUCCUUCCUCUAUCCGUCUGUCAUCCCGUCACCCUACGUGCAGACGGUCACACUCACCCCGCAGGACGAAUUCUUCAUCCUGGGCAGCCGAGGCUUGUGGGACGCCGUGUCCCCCGGCGAGGCGGUGGAGGCGGUGCGGAACGUGCCCGACGGCUUGGCCGCCGCCAAGAAGCUGUGCACGCUGGCGCAGGGCUACGGCUGCACGGACAGCCUCAGCGCCGUGGUGGUCCAGCUCAGCGUCAGCGAAGACUGCUGCUCCUGCUGCUGCUCGGACCCUCCCCGGCCACCUCCCAGCCCCGGCCUGGGCCCCUACCCGGCGUCGGCGUCCUCCGCGGGCAUCAAGGAGCGCCCCUCGGACGGCUCCCUGCCCGUGCCGCCGUCGUCCUGCAGCGAGAUGAGCAGUGAGAUCAGCACCAGCGAGAUGAGCAGCGAGGUGGGCUCCACCGCCUCGUCCGACGAACCCCCGCAGAGUUCCCUGGUGCUGCUGCACGAGCCGGGCCACCACCCUCCCCUGCACCUGCACCACCAGGCCCAGCCCAUGACGCCGCCGCAGCAGCAGCUGCAGCAGCAGGCCCAUGCCGCCCAGCCCUGCCAGUAUCUGUUCAGCGGCCCCGAGCUACCCUUAGCCCGCGGCUGCUGCGCACUUCACCCCGCCUGUUUGGCCAGCUCCUUCCAGCGCCAGCUGUCCAGCGCCACCUUCUCCAGCGCUCUCUCCGACAACGGCCUGGACAGCGAGGACGAGGAGCCCAUCGCCGGCGUUUUCUCCAACGGAAGCCGGGUGGAAGUCGAAGCGGAUGUUCACUGCCUCAAAUCCGAGUCGUCGUCCUCGCCGCAAGCGUCUUCCUUUGGCCGCGAGCGCGGCCUGCUGUCUCUUCCGCCGCCGCCGCCUCCUCCGCCGCCGUGCACCCCCGAGCCCCCUGAUGAAGGAGCGGACAUGAGCAUAGCGGGCAACGAGAAUGGGCCGGAGAAGGACGAGGCGUGGCAAAGUGGCGGCGACGGCGGCAAAACGACAUCCGGAAAGUGGCGGGCCAACGGCUCGGUGGCUCGCCAGGAGAAGAGUCACAACCUCAUCGAAGUGGCCGCCGACGCCCCUUCCAAGAAGUCCGGCGGGUAUUUCACCGCCCCGGCGCAACCCGACCCGGACGACCAGUUCAUCAUCCCCCCUGAGCUGGAGGAGGAGGUUAAAGAGAUCAUGAAACAGCAUCAGCAGAAGCAGCAGAAGCCGCCCGGGGCGGACCAGCCGGCGGACUACUUUGACACCCCGCUCUAGAACGCCAGCCUCAUCUCAGCAUGCACACCAUUGACAUCAUCACCAUGACGACACGCACCCCUGAGUACUCCAGAAUCUUCCAAAUCAUCUUCCAAACUGCCUUUCGGUUCCUUUGCAUUUUGUUUCCCAGCAGCUCCCUGAUUGAAAACCACGCAGAUGAGCCCUUUAAUGAAACCGGCCCCUUUUGAACAUCCUCUUUUGUUCAUUCAAGCAAUGGAACUUUUGUUUCUCUCCCCUUUUCCUUCCACACCCCAGUAACCAAUACUAGUCUCUUUUUAGACAUGCGUGCGUGUUAAUAUGCAUCCCACGCUUCAGUUGAACUCGUUUGAACUCACCAUAUCGUUUGACUGGAAAGCAGCAGAAAACCUUUUUAAGAGCAACACACACACACACGCAUCAUCUUUUUACUCUCAACUUUGUGGAAUGGUACACCGGUAACACCACACGUUGUAGAUAAGGGCACUUACGAUACUGUAUUUCUUCAGUAAUUCCUGGCUCUCGCUCGGCCGAUCAAGUGGCAUAGACCUUUUAUUUGUAUUUUUUUGGGUAGAAACUAUGAAUACUAACUCCUAGGAGUUGCAUACUCUAUAUGGUGACUCAGUCACUUUUACUAAUCUUCUCUGAGAGAAAUGGUGAUUUGUGUUUUUUUUCCAAUGAUUGUAAAUAAGAGAAAUGUUGUAUACGGACGCUUCUAAAGGAUCAAUGUCGGUGAAGGCCAGCAAACGCCCUCGAUUCGUGUCGGGAUUGAAGGCGUUUGCUCGUCUGGAGGUUGACCAUGGCUCCUUCCCCUCUUUUAUAGAACCUUUCGACUGACUAAAACGACAACACACACGUGCGCAAUUGCAGUUCAAAAUAUGUCAAGCAACAACAGUACAACUCUUCCCCCCUCUUUGUUUGAAUUUUAAUGCUCUGUAGUCGACACUGUAUCUAAUGAACAUUAAUAGACUGAUUUUUUUUUUUUUU